This is a messenger RNA of Emericellopsis atlantica, 3751 nucleotides long. RefSeq names its product E1-E2 ATPase-domain-containing protein. The coding region runs from base 57 to 3353 and encodes 1098 amino acids. Gene Ontology annotation, cellular component: membrane. NCBI's taxonomy places the organism in Eukaryota, Fungi, Ascomycota, Sordariomycetes, Hypocreales, Bionectriaceae. The record is from RefSeq and is a predicted model, not a curated record. Gene Ontology annotation, biological process: monoatomic cation transport. Gene Ontology annotation, molecular function: ATP hydrolysis activity; ATP binding; metal ion binding. The transcript has a single exon.
ACUUCGUCCAAAUCAAACCAGAAAUCAACAAACGAAAAAGAAAUACAUCCAGUACAAUGGGUUCGGGCUGUUGCGGACCGCCGCCAGCUCCAGCCACCGAGCCACCUGCUGCCCCCAAUGCCGCCCAAAGCGACGCAACGAGCAGCUGCCAGGACGAAUGCUGUGAUGCCGGCGACAGCAACGACGGCGACGCCGCGCCUGUUGAGGCCAGCGAGCCAGGCCAGGCAUCGGCGACUUUGGACAACAACAACUGCUGCUCCUCUGGCCAGUGCGCGGACAGCAACUCUGAAGACGAUAGCGACGCGCCUGCUUGCUGCCGUGGCACGACUGCCCCAUGUUGCGACACGUCUUGCCUUGACCGUCUGGCCUUGCGGGAAUGCAGCAUGAGCGAACAUCUUCUACCCAAGGAGGGCGCCGAGUCCACAGAUUUUGACGGAGCGCCCGAAGGCAAGGCCUGCAACCGCCAUAUCACCUCGGCACUCGACCGCUAUGGCGCCACACUCGAGGCCCUGGGCUGCCUCUGUCGUUCCCUCAUCGCUCUCGGCCAGGAGACGUGCUGUGAGAUCCGCGAGCGUCACUCGCUGAGCAGCGCGACUUCUUCCCCCAGCAUUGACCAACCAACCGCUCGCCGCUCCCUUCCUCGCGCCCAGCUCGAUUCUUGCUGCAGCACCGGUCCCACCACGCCGAGCCAGGCUGCGCAGAACCGCCUGCGCCUGCGUAAGACGUGCGGCCAGAGCAUCUCGUCUGCCACCAAGCCAUCCGCGGGUGCCUGCGCGGGUUCCUGUUGCUCCAACGACAAGCCCGCCAAGGUUCCAUCCGUCAAGAAUGACAGCUGUCAGGUUUCUUGCGCCGAUGCCUGCUGCUCCUCUCCUCCUGCUGAUGCGCCUGUUGUCGGAAAGGUCCCGGUCCAGACUAUCAACGACGUGGAAAAUCAGGGCGCCGGCAAGGAGCAUGUCGUCCUCAGCGUGUCCGGCAUGACCUGCACCGGCUGCGAGACAAAGCUCAACCGGACCCUCGCCACGGUCCCCGCCGUGCGCGACCUGAAGACGAGCCUGGUUCUCUCGCGGGCCGAGUUCGACAUUGAUCUUCGUCUCGGCUCCGUGGACGAGGUCGUGAAGCAUCUGGAGCGCACGACGGAAUUCAAGUGCGAGAGGAUUCGGAGCCAGGGCGCGAGCCUGGACAUCAUUGUUCCCAGCGAGCCCGCGCAGUUUAUGAGUCAGGCGUGGCCGGAGGGUGUCAUCGAUAUGGCGCUUGUGUGCAAGCAAAUCGUACGCGUUGCGUUCGACGCGAGGACUGUGGGCGCCCGAGACCUCGUCGAGAAGAUCUGGGGUCCGCCAGUUGAACUUGCUCCCCCUCGUGGCGACACGGCGCUCGAGGCGGGGAGCAAGCAUGUCCGUCACGUUGGAUAUAUGACGCUCCUCUCUGCCAUCUUGACAAUUCCUGUCCUCGUGAUGGCCUGGGCUCCUCUUCCCGACAGCCGGGAACUGGCCUAUUCCUCCGCCUCUCUCGCGUUGGCAACUAUUGUCCAAGUGGUCAUCGCAGGUCCAUUCUACCCCAAGGCACUGAAGGCGCUCGUCUUCUCCCGAGUUAUUGAGAUGGAUCUCUUGAUUGUCCUGAGUACCAGCGCUGCCUACAUCUUCUCCGUCAUCUCCUUUGGAUACUUCGUCGCGGGAAACCCGCUUUCGACGGGCCAAUUCUUCGAGACGAGCACCCUCUUGGUCACCCUAAUUAUGGUCGGCCGAUGGGUUGCGGCGCUCGCUCGUCAGAAGGCGGUCGAGUCUAUAUCUAUACGCUCACUCCAGGCAUCGACAGCCGUCCUUUGUGACAAGGAAAGUGGAGGAGAGCGCGAGAUCGACGCCCGACUCCUUCAAUAUGGAGACACAUUCAAGGUCCUCCCGGACACCAGGGUCCCGACCGAUGGCACCGUUCUCACCGGGUCUUCCGAGGUCGACGAAUCUAUGCUCACGGGCGAGUCUAGACCUGUGGAGAAGUAUCCUAAAUCGGUGGUCAUUGCUGGAUCGAUCAACGGACCGGGCGUCAUGACCGUGCGGCUGACCCGUCUCCCCGGCGACAACACCAUCCACGCCAUUGCCGCCAUGGUAGACGAGGCCAAGCUCUCCAAGCCGAAGCUGCAGGAUCUGGCAGAUCAGGUAGCGUCCUACUUUGUUCCCGUGGUCGUGGCAUUGACGAUUAUCACGUUUGUCAUCUGGAUCGCCGUAGGCGUGGCCGUCCGUGGCUAUGGCGCAGCAAAAGCGACCGUCGAGGCCAUCACCUACGCCAUCACCGUCCUCAUCGUCUCGUGCCCGUGCGCAAUUGGACUGGCUGUCCCGAUGGUUGUUGUGAUCGCCAGCGGCGUCGCGGCGGAACGGGGCAUCAUCUUCAAGUCUGCGACAGCCAUCGAAGUCGCCCACAAGACGUCACAUGUCGUGUUUGAUAAGACGGGGACUUUGACCAGAGGCAAGCUCGCCGUCGUUGGUAACGAGUGUAUUGAUAACGAAGCACUUCCUCUUCUUCUUGGUCUGGUGGAGAAUAGUCGACACCCGGUUUCGGUUGGUGUAGCUGCCCACCUCAGGGACACUGGAGUCACGAGCGUCACCGUUCCUGAGCCUAAGAGUCUGACGGGCAAGGGUAUCGAAACCACACUCGGCGGUCGGAAGCUCCAAGCUGGUAACUCCCGGUGGCUGGGCCAGUCGGACAACGAGCUCGUCCAGCUAUUACUUACCCAAGGUUGCACUGUGCUUUGCUUUGCGAUUGAUAAUGAGCUCAAGGCGGUCUACGGACUUGAGGACGAGCUUCGGCCUGACGCCGCGAAAACGGUUGAGACCCUGCAGGAGCGUGGCGUCUCGGUCCAUGUAGUAUCGGGCGACGACGACGGAGCCGUCCGGGCCUUGGCGUCCAAGCUGCGCAUUCCCUCUGACAACGUCCGCUCUCGAAGCUCACCCGCCGACAAGAAAGAUUACGUCCAGACUCUCCUCGGUGCUGCCACCGGUCACAAGCAGCCCGUUGUCGUCUUCUGCGGCGACGGCACGAAUGACGCCGUCGCUCUCGCGCAGGCUACCAUUGGCGUCCACAUGAACGAGGGCACGGACGUGGCGCAAUCCGCCGCGGAUGUCGUCCUCAUGCGUCCCACCCUGGGUGGUAUCCUGACCAUGAUCAACGCGAGCCGCAAGUCCGUUCACCGCAUCUGGUUCAACUUUGGAUGGAGCUUUGUCUACAACACGUUUGCGGUUCUCCUCGCUGCCGGCGCCUUUGUCAACGCGCGGAUUCCUCCGGAGUUCGCCGGGCUGGGAGAGUUGGUGAGUGUGUUGCCGGUUAUUGCUGCCGCGGUGCUCCUGCGCUGGUCCAAGAUCUAGACGCGGAAGUUAACCGCAUGGCACGAGCGACGACGGUCAUGGUUUUGCAAAUAUUCUUUCCGCGGGGCACGACUGUGCUGCAGUUCUGUCGCCGUCAAUGUUUCGUCGCUUGCCUCCAUUUCAGAGAAGGCUCCGACUGGAAGUCUCUACACUAUCCGUACCUUUCUUCACGUAUCCUAUCCUUCAGGAUCUAUCUUCAAACAUCCACGACUCUUCGGUAAAUUGGAGUGUCCAGGAUGUUCUGUAAGACCUCACAGUUGCCAAUCUUAGCUCUCCUCUUAUCGUUCACGAGGCUUUAUACAGCUAUUGACAGCUGCCUUUCAUGAUUAGCUUAGAACACUGGCAAUUUUUGCCAAGGUCUAGACAUAGUAUUACACUCGUUUAAAGGAAACGCUUUU